GCAGGCUCCAGGCUCUGAGCUGUUAGCACAGAGCCCGAUGCAGGGCUCAAACUCACUAACUGCGAGAUCAUGACCUGAGCUGAAGUCGGACGCUUAACCCACUGAACCACCCAGGCGCCCCUCUGAGGUGAAGAGACUCUUGAGAAGGACUGUGAUCUCUACCUGUGAAGUCUGUGUUAACUCUAGGCUGUUGGGUAGUUAGUAUCAAAAUUGCAUUGCAGAAGCAGUUCAGGUGGAUGUAAGAAGAGUGUCCUUGCCUGGUAAGGUAAUUAGACACUGGAAUUGGCUACCCACUGAAUAGACGAGCAUCUGUCUUGUUUGAAGUGUUGUCUUGGCUAGAUCUAAGAGAUAUGGGCUAAUUAUUGUUUAUCAUGAAUUUUGACCCAGCUGUGUGGUUCUGAUAUCUUACAGCCAGCUUUUUUUGGAAGGGGGGGGGGCUAGCACAGUUAAAAAUUUUACCAUUUUUUUGCUGUUAAAUAAGGAUUUUAAUAAAGAUUCAGUAUCUAAGAUUGGUAACACAUUUAUGAAAUUAUGUUGAAUAAACAUUUGAAUAUCUCUAUAACAGAAAGAGGUCUCUCCAAUAAUUUUGAAAGGAUCAUAAAGGUUGAUAAAGCACUUAUUAAAAAACACCAUGUGGUAGAGUAGAAAUAUGGUUUGUGAUCUUAAACAUGACAAAGUUGUCUCAGAGCUGCUAUUUACAUAUAAAUUUCCCUGAUAUUUGCCAGUAGUUCUUAUAAUGGAAAAUGUUGUCCUUCAAACAUACAGACCUUCUAACAAAAAAUUUAAAGAAAUCUCAUGAUUUGAGUAUUUGGACAUUCAAAUAAGAAAACAAUCACACAGUUAUUUUGGACCCAAAAUAAAGAACCAAAGAGCAUCUGUAUUAAUUGUAUUAAUCUGUAUUAAUUGUUAGGUAAUAAGGAAAUUACCACAAAUAUUUUCCAAGUCCUAAAACCCUAAUGUUGGGCUACAAAUCAUCACAAAAAUUGCAACAUGAAAUAUUUGUUUUGUAUGCUUAAGUAAUGGAUAAAUACAAAGCACUAAAGAACUGCAGGAACCAUGGAAAACACAGAAUCUCUAGAGAUUGCCAUGAGUGCUAAACCAGGUCUACACAAAUAUAUGAAGUAAGUGAAAUUGGUCUUCUGUUCCAUUUCAGGAUCCUGUCUUCUCUGAAAGUAUCUUCCCCCCUCUUUGGUUUCCCAAUGCUAUUAUGCCAGGCAGACCAGAACCUCCUAAUCAGCCUUUAUUCUCAACUCCAGAACAAGUCUCCUCCCUUCCCCAUCAAGAAUAGCUCCCAGUUAUCACAUUAUGAAGUUCUGAUAAACUUACUCUGCCUCAGCAGUUACUGAUAAGUGUAAAACAUUGUUCCUCCCUCAGUCUCAUAUAGUGUGAGUUGAACUGUGGCAGGAAAAUUUUCCUUUUUCUCUACCUGAUGUAUUUCCUCAAUCCCACCAUUAACCUAGUUCUUAGGGUUUUGAAGUUUUUUGAUCUUUGAUAGAACUCUCUUAAAAUAUAGUUUAAAAUGCUACCAGCCAAAGUCAGCUAGUAGAAGAGGUGGAGAUAGAGUGAGGAGUAAAGGCUGGAGGUUGGGGUUUUUGGGGGCUUAUAAGAAAGUUUAACCAUAGGGUCUUAGAAGAGCUCUGGAAGAAGAUGCAGAAGGCUGCCUUGUAGGGUGGAAUUAACUUAUAAAACUUUAAUUUUACAGUUUAGACAUAGCUAUUAAAGGAGAUCUGGAGAAAAAUAUACACACAACUUUGUGACUGCUUCAUCCACCUUGAGGAAGGGGAUCUUGGUCAGAGACCUAGAAAUGGAAAAGUGGAUCAAGUCAGUGUGUGAUUCAGGAGGCAAUGAAACACGAGGGGAAAAGUACAGACUGGUUCUAGUCUCACAUUUGUAAUGGGGCAGCUAUAUGAACUUGGUUCAAUCAUUAACCUUCCUGAGUAAGUAUCUUCCAGGGUGACAUAUGAGAGUCAGACUGGAUGACUGAUUUCUGAGGCAUAAUCUGGCUCACAUUCUCAUCCAGACACCCACUUUCUGAUAAUCUUGAAUAUAUUGAAUGUGAUUCACAUCUUCUUUGUAAGAAGAAAGACUAAUACAACAAUAGGUUGUAAUCCCUCAUUUCUUAAAAAAAUCCCUUAUCUCUGCCUUCUGUUGUUAGUCACUAUCCUCUCCAAGGGCCACCAUUCUUAGUGCAUAUCAUCUUCUACUUGGAUGAUGACUUUUUUCUUAAACCUUUCAAAUUCCACUUGUUAUGUUUGGUUUUAAAUUCAGGAGUAUAGCUUCCGUGGGACUUUGGUGUAGGUAGGGAGAUUGUAGGCAGCAGGGGAUCCUGGCAAUAAGGUCGGAAGCAAGACUUAAAUAGUAGAGAUGAGUUUGGAGUUGAUCUUGAGACUAGAUCAUGUGAUAAUCUUGCCUUAGAAGUAAGCAGCAAGUACCGGCGCUCCUGGGUGGCUCAGUCAGUUCAGCAUCAGGCUUCAGCCUAGGUUAUGAUCUCGUGAUUCAAGCCCCUGUGGGGCUCUGUGCUGAUAGUUCAGAGCCUGGAGCCUGCUUUGGAUUCUGUGUCUCCCUCUCUCUCUGUCUGCCCCUCCUCUGCUCACACUUUGUCUCUCUCUCUCUCAAAAAAUAAACAUUAAAAAAAAAGUAAAGGGCAAGUACCAAUUUAGGAGCAAGCAUUGAGUCAGAAGAGCAGAAGCAAAAACAAUAUCCAUAGAUCAAGGUACCUCUAUACCACAGAAAACAUAAUCCCAGGUGCAACAGGACCCAGAGUUUUGGCUUUUCAUGGCAUGGCCAAGAUGAUGUUUAAAGGCUGCUGCUGUGUAAAAACUCAUCACUCUGGGUAGAUUUUGUUCCACCGGACUUGAAGUAGAAUUAUCGACCAGAUAUAAUGGAUAUGUGUUUGUGUGGGAAGGAGCAGUGAGUGGUCAGUGACUGAUAUAAGAGGUCAACCACUGCUGAAUACUUAGAUGUUAAAAUAUCUUCAAAAUAAUCUUGGAUAGGUGAUUAUUUUAUCAUAACUAUCUUACAUUAUUUAAUCUGUUAAGAUUAUGUCAACUGAGACUUUCAAAUUUUGCCUAAUUUGAUUAGGGAAUUUACAUUAUCCCUUGUUAUCUCAUUAACUCUCACAAUAAUCCCAUGAGAUAGGUAUGGGGAAUGAGACAAACGAGUUUCAAAAAGGUUAAGUAACUUGUAUAAGACCAAUUACAGAGAACAUAAUGGGCCUAGAAUUCAAAUAUAAACCUGUCAGAUAACAUAAAACCCAAGCAAGCCUUACUACUGUAUGUACCAUUGUCAACAUGGAACAAUAAAGUGUUCUCUGUUAGAAUAUUCUAACUAUAGUGGCAUGAAUGCCAGAACCAAGGUUCCUCUACCUUCACUUUUUUGCCCAAACUCUCAACAUUAUAUUGGUGAAACUGUUACUUUUGGCAAAGAGUGAUAAUGACAAAAUAAAAAUAAUCUGUAUAUAAAAAUAUCCUUAGAGUUGCCUUUAUAGAGACUGUAGAUUAGCAAGAAAAGUCUCUGAAUACUGUGCAUAUAUUAUUCCCACAUUCAAGUGGAUGAGCUAGUGGGAAAAAUAAAUUUUCCAGUGAUAGCCAAGCAUAGAGUUAAUUACUGGUUAAAAAAAAAAAAAAAAAGGUCCCAGUGUCCUGCCUCCCCUCCCUGGGCUGCAUGUAUGUGUGUGUGUGUGUGUGUGUGUGCGCGCAUGAGCAUGUGCAUGUAAUGACAUUAUACUCCAGGUAGGCUAGGAGUGAGUGAGUCCAUCCCUUCCCAAAUAAGGCCUGGAGAGAAAUCCAAGCUCCAUAGAGAAGUGCCUCCCAAAGUGUGGUGUGGCAGUGGCAAAUGCCCAUGGGGAAGGUCUGGGCAGAGAGUGCCUGAGGCUGCCCCCAGAGUCACCUGUGGACCAGAGGAGUGUAGAAGAGCAUUAGAAAGUUUCCCAUGCUCUCAAGAGAGGGUUAGGAUUGGCUGAGAAAAGGCUGGUGGAUCAGAAGUGGUCUCUAGACAUGAAUGAGGAAAAGUCAUGAUGAAUGGAAGCAGUCAGCAGAUGUUGCAUAGACCAUUUGAAUGAGAAACCACAGCUGGAAUAGAUGUUCACCACUGAAGACACAGCAAGAUAAGUUAUAUCUCUGUGGAUACCUGAGGAAGAUGGAUAAGAACCAAAUACCUCACGUUCUAAAGAACAAGUACUUCCAGAAGUUCUCUAGCACUUAUGCCCUUGGGUAAAAGUGGAAUGGGGUCCCUGGAUUUUACUGGAAAAAAAUUCCUGAAUUGAUUGGCUAAAAACAUGGAAUGAGUGCAUGAUCAUUCAUUUGAUUGAGUUUACCUAGAAAUCAUUCUAUUUAACUUUCUGCUAUUAGGCAGUAUGGAGGCUCAGGCAGAAAUUUACUUCAAUUAUAGGAAAAUAAAAUACAAUUUUGCAUAUUUGAGUUUAUGACUAAAACUCCAUUCCUUUCUAUGUCAUAAUGCAAAACAAAUCAGAGUAUUUCCCACCUACCUCUAUGUUUUUCCACAGUUUCUCAUUGAUUUCUCUGUUAUUUCCUCCCACACAGUCUAAGUCGCUAGGCUAUCCCUGUCAGCUUUCUCGGAUUUAGAGGCCAGGAGCUCCAGGGAACUUGGAAGAUGUCAGGUUGUUAGUUAUUAUUGUAAUAACUAUUCAGUUAAAUAAGAGCUCCAUGAAUUUGUGUGUUGAAAAAUUUCAGAUAGUUUCUAUUUCUUUUAGCUUUGUUCCUUUUGCAAUAAAAGCUUUGUAUUUAAUUAUUAAUUUGGCUGUUAUUUCUGGCAAUUCUUGGUUAUAAAUAAAUGUCUUCAAAACAUUAUCCACAAACCACUAAGGGUUUUUCCCUUGGUGGUAGAGCUGUUAUAUAUGAAAUUGUUGACUCUGUAAGUAGUGUUUAACCAUGAAUAAAUACUAUUAAUGUAAAUUAAAUUUAAGUGAUAAUUUCUUCAUGAUUUUGGAAGAACUGGAGGCAAAAAAUAUAGUUUAGACAAAAUUUGCUAUGUAGUAAUUGUGAUUGGAUGACCAAAGAGAUUGUGUAAUUUCCUAGUUAUAAUGGAAACAGAAGUCACUCUUACAGAUUGUGAUGGUUAGUUUUAUGUGUCAACUUGACUAGGCUAUGGUAACCAGUUAUUCAAUCAACACUAAGACUUUACUAUAAAGAUAUUUUGUAAAUAUGGUUAACAACUACAGUUAGUUCACUUUAAGUAAAGGAGCUUAUUUUUGGUAAUGUGGGUGGGCCUUAUUCAAUCAGUUAAAGACUUUAAGAACAAAACUAAAGUUUCCCUGAGGAAGAAGAAAUUCUGCCUUAAGACUGAAGCAUCAGCUCUUGCCAGAGAGUUUUUAGCCUAGCAGACUGCCCUACAGAUUUCAGAUUUGCCAGUCCCCACAAUCCUGCAAAAUCCUGUAAGCCCAUUCCUUGAAAUCUCUGUCUCUCGAUCUCUAGAUCUCUAUUAUAUGAACAUAAAAUUAUAUCUGUUUUCCUUGACUGAUACAGAUAUAGUACCCAGAGUAGUUCUAGAGGAACAGAAUCUUAAGGAUGAGUUUUCUGAAUUGGUUUUGGGUCUUCUGGAAUUCGUUCUGUAAUAUGAUUGGAUUUAAAGGCAUGAAUAACUCCAUUUCCAGUGGCAAAGAGGCCACUGAUAGAUAUUCCACGGUAUGAUGCAGCAAUAAAGAUAUGCAAACUAUUACCACCGGAUACACUUAAUUAAAUAGUUAUGAGGCAAGGUUCUAGGUGACCAUAAACUUGAAAUCUUAGAACAUUGUUGUCAAACUAACAAAUAUAAUGAGAUUGGCUAAUUUCACUGGAGAAAGUGAGGAAAAAGAUGAGUUCAGGGUUUCAUGUUCCCAAAUAAAUGCCCUGAAAAUUUCUGUGUCCUCCCUGAAAGGAAUCCUUACCUUCUAUAGUUUCAGAGCUGAGAUUUCCAAAAACCAAGCUUAGAGUAUCAUGCAGGUGGCCUAAUUAUUCAGGCUGUAGAGAAAUUUUUCCUUAUUAAUUUCUAGGUUCUUUGGCUCAUCUAAUAAUUCAGUUGACAUAAGAUAGAUUAACAGAAAAACAAAUUUAAUUUCAUGCAAAUAAGAGCUCAUAGAAAUAUUAGACUCAGAGAAGUGACCAAAGCAAACAGUUUUUACAGCUUUUAGACAAAGAACCAAUAAAAUUUUGAAGAAUUGACAAGAUAAAGAAGUUGGGCUUGGGGUAGUAAAUUAGUGAAGAAGUAACAAGGUAUGUUUUCACAGCCUUCUCAACCCUAAAUUCCCUAUCUCUGGUGACAAGGAGGUCUCUCUUUCUCCUGGUAUGGGGAGGUACCUUCCACAUGGGAGAUUUUCUCACUGUUUUCAGGGGGACAAAGGAUGGUCAGUGUGUCCUUUUGGCACCAGCUGUUUUUUUUUUUUUCCUUAAAGUAAGUUUAAUUCAAAAUAAUCAAUAUGCCAAAGUGGCUUAACUUGGAGUAGUCUGCCCUGAACCCCAUAAGGACCUUGAACAGGACUGAGAAGCUGCAAUCAGUUUUCAGCAGCUGCAGCAUAACAUCUGUGGGUCUCAGGGACCUGAGGCCAGUUACAGGUAACUUUAGAGGUGAAAGAACUCUGGUGUUCAAGGUGUGGCUUUGGUCUACCUGUGUUCAUUGUAUUUAUGUAACUGAAAAAAGUUAGCUUUUAGGAGACUUUUUUUUUUCCCCCCUCUUGGUCUUUCAGAUUCAACUGCUGCCAACAAAUAAUUAGCCUUGGUUUUAUGGAUAAUUCAUAUUCAUAGCCAUGUUGUGUAUAUUUAAUAAUUAUAUACAUGUAUCGGGGGAUUUCAUGACUUUAAAAAUGCAAUAAUUUUAUUGGUUUUUAUUAAUUUAUUCAUCUAUAAAUUAUUAUUUAUUACAUUAUUGCUUUACCUAAUUUUGAACAGGAUAUGACUUUACCUGACAGGUAGAAAUAAACCAGGUUAUUGUGAUGUAACUUGUGAAGUACGCAAGUCUUAAGUUCACAGUUUGAUAAUUUUUACCUAAGUAUAGAUCAAGGUAACCAUCACCCAGAUUAAGGUACAGGACAUUUCCAGAAGACUCCUUCCUGCUCCCACCUGGUCAAUAUCUUCUUCUAAAGGUAACUACUACAUCUCUGUCAUGAUAGGUCACCAGCAGGCACAAUUUUAGUGACUUUAAGGUACAUAGAUUUCUCUGUAUCUAGCCACUUGCAUGUUUUUAUGUCAGAGUGAUGUGGCUUUGAUAAAAGCCAUUGAAAGCAAAGGAGUAACCGUCAUAAAAUUUUUCUUUAAUAUAUGUGCUGACGCCCUACAAGACCUUGGGGAAAAUCUAAAAGAAAUCAAGUUAUCUUCCUUACAACAUUUGCAAAAGCGGUCACAAAAACUUGUUUAGGAUAUUGGGUUUCCUGGAUCCUCUCCAUACUUUUCUUCCUGCAAUUAAGCCUUAUAUGAUCUGAGGAUUUAGACCGAAGUAGAGAGAAGACUUUCUUCCUUUUGGCUUUUAAGAGGACAUGUUCUGGAAAUCUUGGGAGAAUCUGGCAGAUGCUACACAGUGAAGUCUGGGGUAUGUAUUUUUGGUACCCAAGAAACAAACAUUCAGUGAAUAAGGGACUUAGAAGAACCAUAGAUGCCAGAUAGUUGAAAUCAUCCAAACCUGCAGCAAAGGUUAGAUCCUAGUUUUUGUUUCUAGAGGGUCUGCUUUGUCUUAAAACAACUGACAAAAUUUUUUGGCCCUGUGAACAUGCAAUUCUGUUCCUGAAUUAGAGAGAGAUGCUUUUGUUCAUACAGCUUGGAAAGGCUUCCUGGUUCCUUUCAGAGUGUGUGAAGCACUAAAUUCUGAAGGUCAGAGAAGUUGUGACACAUUGUGGGUAAGCUCAUCAGCGUCUUACUUCAUAGUGAGUUCAGAAGGGUAUGAUGCAGGCAGUCCAGUAAGUGGUAUUCAUGAUGCCCUGCUACAGAACAUUUGGGUUUCCCUACAGGUAUAAUCGUUAUGAAGUGAGUCAUUAGUCAUCACAUUUUCUGGAAGAGUCAGAAGAGAAAAAGUUUGGAGUGAAAUUGAAUACAGUUUGUAAUUUACUUUUGUCACUAAUAUGGGGGAAGGAUGUUUGCAUCAAGCUUGUUCACUGAAAAAGCCUACUGUAGUCUGGUUCUUAUGCUAAGUAGUGGCUAGAAAUGAAUACAAUGAGAAUAUAGGACUUUUUCAAUCUGAUUUACUAUUAUUUAUAGUAGGAAUUUAUGAAGAUGCUUUAUGUAAACAUGUCCUUUUAUGUGGUUAAAAAAAGUCAGUGAGGGUAGGGGAUGGGGAUGGUGGAGGUACAGGGCAAUGGGGACAUCUACAUAACCAUGGAAGAAAAAGUGAACACACGGGAUGUGUAGGAUGGGUAGCUAGGCCAGAAGGAAAGUAAUAGAAAUAUCCUUACCCUAGGGAACUGAGUCUUGCCUGUGCCAGGUAUUUGCUAAUGUUGUGAAGCCAUCUGCAAAUUCAAAUUCUCAGGAAAUAUACAAGACAUAUUCUUCCUGUUUAAAUAUAAAAGCUCAACUUUUCAAGGGCUAAAACAAUCUUUGUUUAUUUUUAAUAUAUGAAAUUUAUUGUCAAAUUGGUUUCCAUACAACACCCAGUGCUCAUCCCAAAAGAUGCCCUCUUCAAUACCCAUCACCUACCCUCCCCUCCCUCCCACCCCCCAUCAACCCUCAGUUUGUAAAACAAUCUUUAAAUCGAGUGUUGACUGAGGUUUCAAGGCUGGAAGCUUCAGCAAAGACUGAUGUGUCCUGAACAGGAAAAACAAUUCAGGCAAGUAUUAGUUUGACUUGUAGCUAGCAUUCACCAUUUCAGACCAAAAGUUAUGUUUUCAUGUCUUAAGGACAAAUAGGAUAAAAAGCAGUUAAUACAUCAGGGGUUGACAUUCAAGGUCUUUGAUCAUUUUCAACAAAUAUUUCCAAACAGCCUUUGCUGGGUAGGUUGAGGCAUAGCCCCAGAGUGAUGCCUUCUGUCCCUCUGGCUCUCAGAGGACAUAGGUGAAACCUACCACUGGGAAGAUUUCCGUGGUUCCACUAGCUUUUUGAACUAGACAUGAUUCCAGUCUAGUCCAGUCUAUGCCAGUCUAAGCUUCCAUAACCUGGGAAGAAACGUUGUUGCCUGGGAAUUCUUCUACUUUGUCCGGACGAAAGUUGUGUGGACAGGGUGGAGCUGUCCGAAAGAGUAAAAUUCCUUUGUGUUACUGGUUAAUUGGAAGUUCUAACUUUUGGGUCCCUUCUUCAUCCCCUCCCUCUUCUCCCCUGUCGUUUGCAAUUAUAUAUAGGAGAUCUGAAGGGUUCUCUCUCGCUCUUAACCUCAGUUGCCUUAGGAGAAUGUAAAAAUCUCUUUGGGAGAGAAAUGGUGAGAGCAGGAUAAAAUUGGAAGGCUCCCCUCCCUUGGCCUGCCUUGCCCCAGUUCCCUCACUCUCCCUGCUCUUCCCCUUCUCUUCCCAGCAAUGCUGGGUUAGUUGUGAGUCCAUCCAAUCUGCGGUGCAGGCCCCACACCUCCUUUUAAGCCAGACUGAUGCCUGCAUUUGCUAAGAACUAGUAUGUACUAGCCGCAGUUUAAUACGGCCUCCUCAGCCAGGGCACCUCAGUGCUUGUCCGGUAGCUAUGGGCCUGUCUAGCCCAGCAGUGCUACCUGAUGCACUCCUCCUCCUUGCCGCUCCCCAGAUACAAAGGCUCCGUGGAAGCAGCGUUAACACUCUGAGUUAGGAUGCUCCUCGAUGGUAAUAGCAAAUUACUACUCUCAGGGGGCACUUGGGGGCAGUUUUGGUCUUUGAGACAUCAGUCGCUCCGUAUUUGUCUCUACCCAAUAGAAAGCAGAAAGAGCCUGUGCGCAGGAGGAUUUGGCAAGGUUGGGGUGCAACUGCAGGGCCGAGAAGUUUGAGAGCCCAGUCCUCAGCUUCUAGUUACUCCCCUUCCUCAGUGUUCCCGGAAUCCCUUGGUUCAAGGGCCCAGGGCCAAAACUUUCGAGAAUAGGAAAGCUUCUUUGCUCAAAGGAUGCCAAACUGGCUUAAUCAGAGAUGGACAGUGGCAGCAGAAAGAUCCGUGGAACCAUCCUGUCCCGGGCUUGAUUUCCCCCAGGCAUCUGUGGGUUGGGCUGGGCAGUUCUUUAGAUUGUGAUGAGCAACAGUUGGAUUUUGGAAGCUUGAUUUUCCUGAGGUCAGUGACCAAGAAUCUUAAAAUGAAUUCUCUGCUUAAUUUUUCACUUUCUUGAAUGGGUUCAGGUCUCAAGGCUGUUAAUUUUGGAGUGCUGAGCCUGAGUUCCGUGCUGAGUUAGGUCCUGAGUGCCUAAGCUGAGCAGAGUGAAAGUGGCCAAGCCCUUGUAAGCCAGGGCACAGUUCGGAUUCUUGCGGACCACAGAGUCAGUACUUCCAUCACCCUCCCCACAAAGUUAAUGGUGUUUGUGGUUUUCCCUUUGAUAGGCCAUGAAGUCAACAAUCUCCCCACAUGGUGGCUCCCUUUACUAAAGUUGAGUAGUGAAUUUGUACAAGGAGUCUUGGAAAUUUUCAAAUAUUUCUACAGAUUGAACUCAUUUCAGAAUUCGUGUGGGAGGGAAGAGUAAGGAUUUUAAUCGGAUUCACCUUUGACGCGAAGCAAGACGGAAGACAGGGAAGUCACAGUCGGUAAUAGCUUUGGGCGCUUUGGUAAAAAAGACGUCUCUGCUUCAUUAUCUGGUUGUGUUCCCCGCGGACUCUUUGUGUGCGAAUUUACUCCAGAGGCAGAGCUGAACAUGGAACACAUGCAUGUAAACACUCCAGCAUAAAUAGGCGAACAUAUGCAGUGGAGACAAAGAGAUACAUCCCCACGUUCAUAGCUUUUUUGCAGGCAGGCAAUCUGGAACAUCCCCAGAAAUAAACUAAGAAGAAGCAGUAGCUUCUGGCUAUUCAUGGCCAAGAAUAAGUAAAACUUAGUCUUCUUGAAGGAAAUAUUAAAUCUUAAAUAAGUAGGAAAGGCAUUCAAAAUGAGAAGUAUUAUAAUUUUGUCUUUGAAAAAGCAUGCAGAGCUAAUAUAGCUUAUUUUAAUGUUAGCUCCAAAUUAUAAUAGGAAAUAUUCCCACUAAAUUGCCAUUUCCUCUAAAUUUUGUUUAAGAUCCAAAUAAUUAAAAUGCACACUAAUGGCUAUUGAUGAGUCUAUUUCCUUUGAGCCAUAAAAAGAAAUAGACCUGAUUUUCUCUUACUGGAGUAGAAAUUUAGGAAUCUUCUUAAAUUGCUCAAGGGCUUGAAAGCCUCCAUGUGGCUCUAGUCUUCCCUUAUUGCUUUCCUCUUUCCACGUCAUUUUCAGCUAAAAAAAAAUUUAACGGUUCCCAGUGGAGGGAUUCCCGUUAGAAACCCUCAGCUAGUGAACUUGUACUGGGAAUCCUCGUACUUUCCCAGUCUGUCUGUAUUUCUCCAAACAGAACUUAAGUUGUAAAUAAGAGGAGAAAAUAUUUCUCACUCCCAAAUUCUUAAAAUUUCAAUUUUUGUGGAAAAUACAAUUUCUCAAUUCUAAUCUUUAAAAUAAGUAAGAGUCACAGAAAGUGUGAAGGUGUCCAAAUAGGCCGUCUAGAGAUCUAAAAGCCAGGACUAACAGGAAACAGAAUGCUCUUUACUCAAAUGUAGUCAGGGUCUGACUAUUCUCAGCAUUAAGAGCAAUCAUGGACACUGAUGGAGGGGGGCAUAUCUGAACAGCGGGGAGACUUGGAAAAUGAAUUGCCACAUUAAUAAUAUCAGUGCCAAAUCUUCAGAUUUAGAGGCUCUGGUGAAAAAUUAAACCAAUGGCAAUUUUCAACGUUUCAAUGACCAGAGUUCAGCACUCAGAGCUUGGACAGCUCCGCAGGCCGCGCUCCGGACACCGCUUUGACUCUAAUCAAUUUACUCCAAGCCAGACUGUUAACGACAGCCAGACUCAUUAGCGAUUUACUGAAAAUCCUCCAAGACUUCCCUUUAAAAACAAAACGACUUCCACAUUUAAUUGUCUAUCUAAAAGAACAUACGCAAGAAAUUAGGAGAUCUAAAUUAAAUUUAUUAAUAGGAGAGCUUGAGGGUGCUUAAUUCUAGAGGCCAGAGCUCUGAUUGCUGAGGUUUGAUGAAAAGUAAAGAGAAAUCAUAGAGACAUAAUUAAAAACAUGACUUUUACCAUCCUCGAAAUUGUAUGAAUUCUUUACCCAUCCUUGAGAAAUGGGCAAAAUUGAAAACCAUCAAAAUAAUUGCACUUCUUAAAAAUUGGAUUGUAUCAGUGAAAGGUGUUUAUGAGAAGUCGAUGACUCCGGAUCUUAUCAUCCAAGAGGACAGCACAAAAUAGUUAAUAUGUUCCUUGAGGGACUAGGAUGCUGACGUCUUUUUCUGAUACCCGAUCAUUACGUGACUGGAAAAAAAAAAAAAAAGGAAGUCAUUCCAUGAAUAAAAAUCGGAGCGCAACAGUGCAACAAAAUAUUCUGUACUUAAAGGCCAUAGGCAGACAGAUGUUGACAAGGAAGCCUCUUCUAAAACCACAUUCAGAUAGAUUUCUGCUAACUGCACAUAUAAAUAGGAGCAGAGGGCUGGUCACCUCAGUAACCACCGGCAGCAGCAGCAGAAGCCGCAGCUUCAGACGCAGCCAGAGGGACCUCAGAGUAGAGAAGGCGCUGCCGACUUGCACAACUGCCUGACCAGGCGGUUCCGACGGACGCCGGCUGAGACGCGGCCCUCCCUCUUCCUUCCUCCCCUUCGAUUUUCCCUCUUUUCCUUAAUCACUUACUUCUUUCUCCUGGUGGACUUAGGCCACUUUGUCCCCCACCCCCCAUUUUAGCUCCUCGCCUCCUCUUUCUCCCUUCUACAUCUCUCUCCUCGCCCCCUUCUCUCCCUGUCACGCUUCCUCCUAGUUCCGUGCGUCUGCAAACUUUUGAACAGAAUACUGGCCUCAGCAAACAAGUCCUCCAGCUCCUCCUGCUGCUGCUGCUCAUUCCUGCGGCUCCUCAGACACUAACGCCAGACGGUGAUGCCUCUUGGGUUGUGACUCCAGCGCAGAAACUUGGAGGAGCCCUUUGCCCGCCGUCCUACUUGGCAACAAAGCCUCUCCUAGCAGCGAAUGACCAUGUGUAGCGGAGCGAGGCUGGCCCUCUUGGUCUACGGGAUAAUAAUGCACAGCAGCGUCUACUGCUCACCUGCCACCGCAGGACUCCGGUUCCCUGGAAUCAGGCCGGAGGACGAAGCGUACGACGAGGACGGAAACCCGCAGCAGGACUUCUACGACUCAGACCCGCCGGGCGUGGGGAGCCCCGCCUCCGCGCUGCGCGACGCCUACGCGCUCUACUACCCCUCGGAGAAGAGAGAUGUCGCCCAAGGGAUCCUUAACAAGGCCUACCGCAAAGUACUGGACCAGCUGUCCGCCAGGAAAUACCUGCAGACGCUCUUGGCCAAGGGCUUGGGUGGGAACCUAGGCGGCGGCCCGGAGGACGACUCAGAGCCUCUCUCCAAGCGCCACUCAGACGGAAUCUUCACCGACAGCUACAGCCGCUACCGGAAACAAAUGGCUGUCAAGAAAUACUUGGCGGCAGUCCUAGGGAAAAGGUAUAAACAAAGGGUUAAAAACAAAGGACGCCGAAUAGCUUAUUUGUAGCGAUGAGUUACCAGCUACCCUGUGUAUACAAUCCUGACACUAUGAAAAGUCACUUUCCCAACUGACUGAACAGUCAUCUCUCAUAUGUUCUAUCCAAACAUGUAUUUAUGUAUGAAGUAAAGCCAUUAAAUGAAUAUUUUGAUAAUAAUAUUGUUUUUCUUUUUACAAAGCACUAGAGAAUGCACAGAUAUACUUUGUGGACCAAUUAUUGAUAUAUAUAUAUUACAAAUAUAUAUAUUAAGAAUAUAUAUAGGUAUAAUAGCAGUUCAUACAAAGUGUGCACAAGGAUUGAAAAUUCGCCUGAGCUGUUUAUGUUUUUAUAUAAAAUAAAUAGAAAAAUAGACAAUCAUUGUUUUGAAUAUUACUCCUAUUUUUAUAAAAUGGAAUUAAAAGGAUAGUAUUUUUAUCCAUGACAGGCCUGAAGAUAUUAAUACUGACCAUUUGCUACUGUACAUAAUGAUGCCCUGCUCCAGGGAGAUUUGGAGGUAAUGAUUUGGGAGAAUUGCUGAAGGGUGUUCUUUCCUAGUGAGUCUCUGGGCCAGGCUGCUUCAGUCCCAGAGGAACUCAACUAGGCACUGCCCCCUUGGUCCCCCUCACUGGGUGGCAAUUCCAAUACUUCUGCUUUCUUUGGUUCCACUUUUAUGUGUAUUUGUCUCUCUUUAGACUCUCAGCCCAGAAGGAAAUUCUCCUGAUAAAAAACAACAGCUCGAUACAAAUUGUGCUUCUCCCCAGAAUUCACACCACCCCCUGGGGAAAGUGUUGGGGGGUUGUACAGAGAAGGGAGACUUGGGUCUUGAAGCUCCCGUGAAGCUCCCUUUUCUGUAUUUCCAGGAAACCCAAUAUCCCAAGGUUAGGGCAAUUGGAACAAAGAGAAGGAAAUGUAGGUAUGUUGGAAGAGGCAGAGCAUAAGGCAGUCGGAGGAGGAGGACCCUGGAGAGGGACUGGUUUGGAGCUGCCCUGCGUCUGGGACGCGGAGGGUAAGCCCAGCCCCACUGUAGGUCCUCUGCCUGACUGACUUUGGGCGCUGGAUAUUGGAAAUGGAUGCAAAGUACAAUGUGUUUUUCUCCAGUGCUGUCAAUGCUUCUCAUCUUGUGAAAUGACCAGGAUACUCCCCUUUGAAUACGGCUCUGUAGGAGCCAUCCUUUUCUUUGGCGGUUUUCUGAAGACUCUUCUUUCCCACCCUUCUGCACUGUUGAAGUACUGUUUACCAUUUUUCAUUCAUUUCUCUUAAACUUGUGAAUGCUUCUUUUUUUGUUGUUUGAUGUGAGUACUUAAUUGUAAAGUUUAGGAACCCCUGUGUAGUUACCAGUAAGUAAUUAUGCACUAAAUAUGAACGAACCUUUUGUUUCUUGUUUAUUGAGUUUGUAGGUAAAAUGUAUUUUUCUACAUUAUGGCUUAUUGCUUAGUAAAAUUUAUUUCAUAAAACCAACCUUUGUCAUAUUAGAAUGUGUAGUGUUCACAUGUUGCUCAGUUUUACUAACUGAUAAAUCAUUUAAACCUCAUCUUCAUAUGUAUGAGUACUAUCUUAUAUUUGUGGUCAAGAGUGAAGUAAGCAAGCUCCAACAGACCCUGAGAACCUCCCCCUUUGUAUCCUUUCCUGGCUACUGAAAGCAUGUCUGUCUGUUUCCUAUCAUUUCCUUGAACAUGUGAGUAAUCUCUAUAAACAAAAGAACCUUCACCCAGCAGCCAGAUCAAGCUACAGCAGGCAAACAAGCCAAACUCCCAAAAUUCAGGCACAAAUUCUUUUGGAAAAUAAAAAAAGAGAACAAGAAAAGAUUAAACAUUAGCUUGUAAAGUUUAAAGGACCUUUCCUUUUCCUUUAUGGAUUUGAUUCAAUAUGAAGUCAUAAAUCAAAGAAAACAGAAUUGGAUUUGCAUUCCCAGGCGGGAUGGAUGCUGCCAGGAGAUCACAUUGCAAGCAGUGAAAGCACAGAGGCAUUCGAUCUAUGCCUGAGUCCUAUGUACGGGAUCAAUCUUUCUUUAAUUCUGCAGUCUCCUCAGGCAAUGUGACACGGGAUGCAGUUUGCAGCUUUAGUGCCUUUCUUCGCCUUUUAAAUCGCCACGAAUCACAGAUGGCUAUUUAGUGGCCCUACAAUGCUGCAACACAUCGGCUUGCAUUUUAGUCUUAAUUAUUUGUUUCUUGGAUAAUGGGCAGAGUUUUCUGUAUUUGUGUCAGCUGUUCGUGGUGAAAUAGGGCUCUAGUUAACCUUUUAUUUAUGAAGUCUAAUUUAGUGUUCCCGUGGCUAGUUGCAAGCAUUUACAGUGAUCACCCAGUUUAAUCUUUUGUAUACUUUUUAGAAAUGCCAAGAGCCUUACUAACCUGGAGCAGAUUUAUGAUAUAGUGAUAAUUUAGGUAGAUGUUAGUCUUGAAGCUCUUAUUUUGUGUGCAACUGAUUAUAAAAACAUCUUAACCAAGUAUUAUUACACACAUGAUAUCUAUAACUAGGACUUUGAUAACUGUUAUAUAAAGUGUGUAAAAUU
Prionailurus viverrinus (fishing cat) is the source of this 16030-nucleotide messenger RNA. It is a transcript of the gene ADCYAP1, whose product is annotated as adenylate cyclase activating polypeptide 1. Gene Ontology annotation, cellular component: extracellular region; neuron projection; perikaryon. Lineage: Eukaryota; Metazoa; Chordata; Mammalia; Carnivora; Felidae. Bases 13020 to 13550 code for a protein of 176 amino acids. Gene Ontology annotation, biological process: neuropeptide signaling pathway; positive regulation of transcription by RNA polymerase II; regulation of protein localization. The record is from RefSeq and is a predicted model, not a curated record. Gene Ontology annotation, molecular function: neuropeptide hormone activity; peptide hormone receptor binding; pituitary adenylate cyclase activating polypeptide activity. The transcript is spliced from 6 exons.